CAUGAGCAUGCCGAUGCGCCAACCCGCACCGUCGGUAUCUAUGAUGUCAUGGGACCGAGUUCGUUCGCUUCUGCGGCACAGGGUCAUUAAGGGUUCACUGAUGCGAGCAAUAUGCUCGCUGAUUGGCCACUAUCUCUCUGGUAGCGAUUCGGAUUUGGAAACAACAGUUAAUAUAAGAAAUCCAAGUCAGUUUCCUAAGGACCCUGUGACUGAACUCGAGAUCCUCACAUUCACUUGGCUUUUUUGCAAAUAGUCUUUUCUCCAGUCAGUAGCUUAUCCUACACAGUACUCAACUUUGAUGUCUGCCUGACUUAGCACCAUGAUCCUGAUAGAUUUCCUGCUGGACCUGGUCUGGAUGAUCUUGAGUGUCCUGUACUAUGUAGGAGAGAGCCUGGUCCUGUUCCUAGUUCCAACUGCUUUUCGCAAGAAGUCUAUUGAGGGGGAGUUGGUGCUGAUCACAGGAGCUGGGAGUGGGAUAGGCAGGCUUCAAGCCAUUAAAUUUGCUGCCGUGGGAUGCGAUGUUGUACUAUGGGAUAUCAACACAAAAGGAAUCGAGGAGACAGCAAAAUUAGUCCGAAAAACAGGAAGGAAAGCCUGGUACUACGUGUGUGAUGUCAGCAAAAGGGAGAAGGUGUACGAAGUGGCAUCCAAGGUCAAGAGAGAAGCCGGAAUGGUCACAAUACUGGUCAACAACGCUGGAAUCAUCGCCGGUCAAAAGUUUAUCAAUCUGACAGAUGAUGCCAUACAGAGGACCAUGGACGUCAAUGCUUUGGCACACGCCUGGACUCUGAAGGCAUUUCUUCCAGACAUGAUGAAGAAAGAUCACGGUCACAUUGUCACCAUCGCGAGUAUCAUGGGUGAACUGUCCGCUGCAGGGAUGUCAGAGUACUGUAUGAGCAAGUUUGCCGCUGUAGGCUUGCAUGAAUCGGUGUUACGAGAGACGAGGGCUGCUGGUAAAACAGGAAUCCAUUUCACGUUAGUCAACCCCUACAUGAUAAACACUGGCAUGUUUGCAGGCACAAAGAUCAGAUAUGAGAUGAUCGUACCUACUCUGGAACCAGAAUAUGUCGCAGGGAAGGUGGUGGAAGCGGUGCAAACUCAAACAGCAUUGGUACGCACACCAGUCUUACUGCAUCUCAUGGUGCUCCUUAAAGACUUAUUACCUCAGAAAGCCAUUUUCAGUAUGGAGGACUUCUUUGAGACAGCCAAAGCUAUGGAUAACUUUGUUGGAAGACGUCACAUCAAGAACAGCUAAUCAUUUAUUCUUGACUACUCCCACU
Molecule: messenger RNA, 1280 nt
Organism: Lytechinus variegatus (green sea urchin)
Lineage: Eukaryota; Metazoa; Echinodermata; Echinoidea; Temnopleuroida; Toxopneustidae
Product: epidermal retinol dehydrogenase 2-like
Exons: 6
Coding region: 320-1255 (311 amino acids)
Cellular component (GO): lipid droplet
Molecular function (GO): oxidoreductase activity, acting on the CH-OH group of donors, NAD or NADP as acceptor
Source: RefSeq, a predicted model, not a curated record